This is a messenger RNA of Micromonas pusilla CCMP1545, 1692 nucleotides long. RefSeq lists its product as uncharacterized. NCBI's taxonomy places the organism in Eukaryota, Viridiplantae, Chlorophyta, Mamiellophyceae, Mamiellales, Mamiellaceae. Gene Ontology annotation, molecular function: calcium-activated cation channel activity. Gene Ontology annotation, cellular component: plasma membrane. The record is from RefSeq and is a predicted model, not a curated record. The transcript has 4 exons. Bases 1 to 1692 code for a protein of 563 amino acids.
AUGGAGCCCCCCCCUCUCUCUCCCUUCCCACCCCCCGCCCCGCCGCCGCCGCCGCCGAACGCGCAGACGCCGCACCUCAUCCUCGGCUCGCUGCGGUACACCAUAUGCUUCGAUCUCCUCGUCGCGACGCCGCUCGUCCUCCUCUUCUUCUUCAAACGGAUGGACGACUACGUCCCGAUGGUCACGUCGCGCGCGCGCGGGCUGCGCGGCCGCGCGAGGCAGCUCGCCGCGGUGUGGGGCGCGAGCGGGACGGAGGUCACGUCGCGGUGCGGCGCGGACGCGCGCGAUUACCUCCGCGUGCAGCGGCAUCUUCUGGUCGCGCUCGCGGUCGUCUCAGGCGCGUCCCGUGCACUGGUUCUCCCCAUACGGCCGCCGCCCGCGCUCCUGAUCCUCCUCCCCGUCGCGUGGCGCGCCGCGCCGUCUCCCGGCGCGGACGCCGCGCGCGACGAUCGCGCGAAUCAAGACGCGAAUCUCUUCGCGCGGGGGACCGUGCACCACCUUCCGAACGGGUCGCCGUGGCUGUGGGUCGUGGUGUUCGUGUCGUUCGUCGUCGUCGUCGUCGUGGAGACUGUCGCGUCGAGACUGCAUUCUAAUCUCGUCGCGCGUCGAUACGCGAAGCGCGAGUUAAACGCGUCCGUCGCGCGCGUGACCGUGCUCCUGAGGCGGCUGCCGCGGUGCGUGACGUCCGCGCCGCGGGUGCUGGAAACGGCUCUGGGUCGUGCGUUUCCUGGGCGCGUGCACGCGGUGAUCGUGCCGAGGGACGGGAGAGAGGCGACGCUGCGGCGGCGCGCGCAGCUCGCGAAGCGGAGGCUGCGGGUCGCGAGGAGGAAGUUUUCGCGCGGCGGGAGCGCGUUCGGCGGCGGGAGCAGCGGCGGCGACGGGUUCGGCAGCGGCGGCGUCGGCGUCGGCACCCCCAGUGGCACCCCCAUCGGCACCCCCAUCGGCACCCCCGGCGCGUCGAGCGCGCCGAACGACCGCGCGCGGAUGGAAAUCUCGCGGCUCGUUCGCGACGUCUCAGCCGCGGAGGACGCGCUCGCGGCGUACAAACGCCUCCCCGCGCGCGAUGUCCCGAACCCCGGGUGCGCGUUCGUCGUGUUCAAGGACAGGAAGACCGCGGACGACGCGCUGGAGGCGCUGACGCCGACGGUUCGAGGCGUCGGCGUUUGGUGUCUGAGAGCGGCGGGCGCGGCGACCGCCGACGCCGCCGCGGCGGCGGGCCCCGGGUCGAUCGUCCAUCGUCGUAACCGCCGCGGACGGGGCGUUACAGGUGCUGCCGCCGCUGCUGCGACGACGACCGAACUGGAACCGGAACUGGAACCGUCUUCUUCCAUCUCGGUGGAGUCGAUACGCCUCGCGAUCGAGCACGGUGUCCACGCGUGGCGAGCGGACCGCGCGCCGCCGCCGUCGGGCGUCCUGUGGAGAAACGUCGGCGUCUCAGCGUCGGAACGCGUCGCGAGGCUCGUGACCAUCUACGCCCUCGUGUUCCUCGGGCUCGUGUUCGUGUCCUCGCCGCUCGCGCUGUUCUCGUUCGUGAACGACCUCGCGAGGGCGCUGAACCCGAAGAUGGACACGCACGCGAUGUGGCUCUCGUGGGCGAAAGGCCGCGGUGCGCUCUCCGGGUUUAUCUUUCAGGUGCGUUCUAUACACUGGUCCCCAUACGACCGCGUCGGCGUGGUGAACGCCGAUCCUUAA